Molecule: messenger RNA, 1602 nt
Organism: Malassezia vespertilionis
Lineage: Eukaryota; Fungi; Basidiomycota; Malasseziomycetes; Malasseziales; Malasseziaceae
Exons: 1
Coding region: 1-1602 (533 amino acids)
Molecular function (GO): flavin adenine dinucleotide binding; NADP binding; N,N-dimethylaniline monooxygenase activity
Source: RefSeq, a predicted model, not a curated record
AUGGCUAUUUGUUGUUUGUUUAUGUGGGCUCUCUCGCUUGUAAAUGCGGUGUUGAUCUACGUAUACGAAUGCAUUGAAGUUGUGAUCAACUACCUCUACAGCCCGCUGCCGCCGAAGCAACCUGGGAACAAGUUUGGGCACGUCGCUAUCAUCGGUGCUGGUCUUUCGGGCAUCUCGUCUGCAUCGCAGCUUAUUUCGCAAGGUUUCGAGGUUACAAUCUUUGAAGAGCAUGAUGAGACGGGUGGUAUCUGGGCGCGUGUGAAUGAGUCGAGUGGACUGCAGAUCAACUCAAUCAUGUACCGCUUCCACCCGCUGGUUUACUGGACGAAGUGGUACCCCCACCGCGACCAAAUCCUUUGGAACAUUCGCAGGAUUUGGCAAGUGUAUAGCUUGAAGCAGCGCACUCGGUUUGGCACGCCCGUCACAAAGGUGGAGCGUCACUCGUCCUCCACGAAACUUGAAGGCUCCAGCGGCCAGUCUAGGUGGGUGAUCAACGGAAACCAAUCAGAAGUAUUCGAUGCCGUUGUUGUCACGAUUGGUACUUGCGGCAAGCCCAAAUUUGUAAAGACUCCUGGCGAGAGUGACUUUGCAGGCAAGGUCCUCCACUCUAGCCAGCUCGACCAGGUGGAUUUCAAGGGAAAGAAGGUAAUUGUUAUUGGCGGCGGUGCCAGUGGUGUGGAAGCUGCCGAACUUGCUGCUAAGAAGGGAGCAAUCAAGCCCACGAUUCUCGCUCGCAGCGACAAGUGGUUGAUUCCUCGCAACAUAUUCGUCGAUUGCUUGUUGGCCAUGCAGCCCUUUGGCCGCGAAAUGCCGCUUUCGUUUAUUCCUGAAUGGUUUAUCCGCAAGUUCCACUACCGUGAGCUUGUGGACAAGAUGGCGCCCACAGAAGGCUUUUAUAUUGGCACUCCGAUCGUAAACAAUGAAAUGCUCCAGCUCGUGCGCUCUGGCCGUGCAGACUAUCAUCGUGGUGAUGUAAAGCGCAUUACCAAGGAUGGCGUCAUCUGGAACGCACGCAAGCGCGGUCAAAAGAAGGGCGCCAAGGGCGAGGAGAAGUUUAGCGAGGCAGACAUUAUUGUUCUUGCGACUGGCUUCCAGCGUCCCACAUUUGACUUUUUGCCAGAUGACUUGUUCCCUGAAGACUACACGCGUCCCAACAUGUAUCUCCAGGUCUUCCCUGUCACGGACUGGAGUGUUUUGUGCACCAAUUCGACGUUCCACAAUGCUGUGGGUACGGUUGGCCACGUUCACAUUGGCAUGUAUGCUCGCAUCCUUGCCCUCUUUUUGAACGAUCCAAAUUCGCGUCCGGCACCCAAGGAUAUGCGCCUUUGGGUCGAUCUUAUCCGACAUGUCAAGGAGAAUGCACCAGGUGGCGAGCUUGAAUUCUUUACCUACAUGGAACUUUGUCUCUGGUUUGCCCUUUUCCUUUGCAGCCGUCUCCGCCGCAUCCGCUACGUCGCUUUUAUUUUGUGCGGAUACGGUCGCUGGCUGGAGAACCCAAACUCUGGCAGCCCGCACUUCCAGCUCACCAUUACAACUGCACUCCAACACUUGCGCCAUGGCUUUACGCUUAAUGAGCGCUCGGGCCGUGCUAUUAAGAACUGA